Molecule: messenger RNA, 635 nt
Organism: Drosophila erecta
Lineage: Eukaryota; Metazoa; Arthropoda; Insecta; Diptera; Drosophilidae
Exons: 2
Coding region: 45-488 (147 amino acids)
Source: RefSeq, a predicted model, not a curated record
GUUUGCAAAACAGUGUGCGCUAUUCAACUGCAACAAGUUAGAAUAUGAACUGCAUAUUUCUUAUUUGCUGCCUGCUUGGCAUCUCUUUCGUUAUAGCGAUCGAGGCCAACUGUCUGCGGGGUACUGGCCACAUGUGGCAGCUGAAGCCACCCACUGGCACAAACAGUUGCAAUCGAGCGUCAUCUCUGGCCAGAAAUGGAACAUCAAUGGGAAAACCAGCAACGUCUGCACUCGACAUUGCAGUAGCAACAAUGGGAGCACCAGAUCCGGAGGUUGGUGCAAACGUAGCUGCCCCUCCUGCGGUGUUUCUGGCCAACUACGUCUAUGAGUGCGCCAGUCGUCGCACUGCAAGCAGUUGCAUCAAGCCACCAGGGCCGGAGCCGGAAUCGAAGCCGGAACUCGAAUCCGGACCGGAGCCGGAGGUGCCUAAGCCCCGUACUGUGACACUGCCAGCCGGCGAAUGGGAAGGGUUUGGGCCAACUGAGUGAAAGGGGUUUUGCAUGCGAUUAGACCAGCUGAUGGGACGGGUGAUGUUAGCCCGAUUUAUACAUAUAUAUACUGGCAUAUAUUUCGUACGGCAAUAAAGUUAGCCAAGCCAAUCUCACUUAUCUUACUCAAGUUGGGAAACUCGUGAG